Closterium sp. Naga37s-1 is the source of this 714-nucleotide messenger RNA. The record is from the annotation of a GenBank genome assembly. NCBI's taxonomy places the organism in Eukaryota, Viridiplantae, Streptophyta, Zygnematophyceae, Desmidiales, Closteriaceae.
AUGGUACUUGCGACGCACGACCAGUUAUUUGCGACGGUCAACCUGCUACGUGCGUCGCUCGACCUGCUACGUGCGUCCUUCGACCUGCUACGUGCGUCGCUCGACCCGCUACGUGCGUCGCUCGACCUGCUACGUGCGUCGCUCGACCUGCUACGUGCGUCGCUCGACCUGCUACGUGCGUCGCUCGACCUGCUACGUGCGUCGUUCGACCUGUUACGUGCGUCGCUCGACCUGCUACUCGAGACGUUCGACCUGCUACUUGCGUCGCUCGACCUGCUACUCGAGACGUUCGACCUGCUACUGCGUCGUCGUCAGACGUUCGACCUGCUACUUGCGACGCUCGAACUGCUACUUGCGACGCUUUACCAGCUUAUUGCGACGCUCGACCUGAUACUUUCGACGCUACAUGUGCUACUUGAGACGUUCGACCUGCUACGUGCGUCGCUCGACCCGCUACGUGCGUCGCUCGACCUGCUACGUGCGUCGCUCGACCUGCUACGUGCGUCGCUCGACCUGCUACGUGCGUCGCUCGACCUGCUACGUGCGUCGUUCGACCUGUUACGUGCGUCGCUCGACCUGCUACUCGAGACGUUCGACCUGCUACUUGCGUCGCUCGACCUGCUACUCGAGACGUUCGACCUGCUACUGCGUCGUCGUCAGGUGAAGCUGCGUUCUCUGCAAGCUCAUGACGUUCCCUUCUCUGCAAGCUCGUGA